Doryrhamphus excisus (bluestripe pipefish) is the source of this 1743-nucleotide messenger RNA. It is a transcript of the gene lg6h14orf119, whose product is annotated as linkage group 6 C14orf119 homolog. Lineage: Eukaryota; Metazoa; Chordata; Actinopteri; Syngnathiformes; Syngnathidae. The record is from RefSeq and is a predicted model, not a curated record.
UAGAAUAAGAAGAAUAUACGGAAGAGAAGUAGGGAUUAUGGCUGUUGCUUUAUAAUUGUGAGAAAGGCUGUGUAGUACAUGAUUUAGCGCGGAAGGCAUUUGGAUUUAUAAUAAGCAGUCGGCUGACACGGCACCGGCUCUUCUCAUGCUGAAAGCAAACAAUGUCGUGGUUCAACCAUGUCAGUCCGAGUUCGAAUCCGCAGCACCAGCUGUCCGCCGCAGACGGUUUGCGUAGUCCACAUCGCUCCACUCUCAUGGCGGCACAAAACCGGACUGCUGUCUCUUCUCCCUGCCAGGAGGUCUUCCCCUCGGUCCCUCGGGGCGUCGUCUGCCCCCCGAGUCUUGAGAACCUGACAUGUGGGUCAAGUGGAAGUCAGGUUCGAGAACCGGAACCCAUCUCUUACGCCAGUCUCCAGGAGCAGCGGUGCGUACUGAGCUGGUUCCAGGGCUGGAGCUCCUCGCAGCGGGAGAGGUUUCUGCAAGAUCUGGUGGGUAAAGCUGUACCCGGGAAGGUGUGCACACUACUGGAUUCUCUCAGUACUCUCCAGGUGAAGGACCGACUACCCAGCAUAUAUGAAUGCCAGCUACGUCUGUGGACUCAGUGGUUUGAGUCUUGGGGAGAAGAAGAGCGGAACCAUUUCUUACACAUUCUGGAGGAGAGGGAUCCGACGUUUGUUGCGCACUUUUACAACUGUGUUGCAGGCACGGCUGGCAGAGAUUGAACGUGUUGGGUUUAAUAUAAAACACAUGCAGCUGUGAAGAGUGACAUUUGCCUUUUUAAUGGACUCCUUUGCAAUUUUUUUUUUAAAGAUCAGUUUUUGUAAACCAAUCUUCAGGGAGAGGACACACACACACACACACACUUCUAACCAUUUGCUUUAAUACAGACCCAUACUUGAAAUAUAUGUCCAAUGAAUGGCUGCAUGAUGGGUCAACUCCUUUUAUGAUGAUAAAGGACAUUAAAAGUGGUCAUUUUUGGUAAACUCACAUAAAUAAACAAACAAAAAAACUAGCGAGUUUUGUUCUUUUGCGCAAUCUGAUCCUGUCAAACUAAUUUUGCCUAAAUUUGGUUUUCAUAGAUCAUUUUUUUUACUUAUUACUUUCAUAUUAAUGAGCAUGCUCAUUCUAAAAAUAUAUUAAUUUUCUACCGCUUAUCCUCACGAGGGUCGCGGGGGGGUGCUGGAGCCUAUCCCAGCUGUCUUUGGCCGAGAGACUGGUGGCCAGCCAGUCACAGGGCACAUAUAGACAAACAACCAUUCACACACAUUCAUACCUAUGGACAAUUUGGAGUCGCUAAUUAACCUAGCAUGUUUUUGGAAUGGGGGAGGCAACCCACGCAGGGGGAGAACAUGCAAACUCCACACAGACAUGCAUGAGAGGGGAAUCGAACCCGGGUCUCUUUGCUGCAGCCCUGAAUAUGUUAUAUUCAUUCAUUCAUUCAUUUUCUAACGCUCAACCUCAAAACCCACGCAUGCACGGGGAGAACAUGCAAACUUCACACAGAGAUGGCCGAGUGUGGAAUUGAACUCGGUUCUCCCAGCCGCCAAUACAAUGAAUGAAGAAUAUUGCACUUUCACUUCACCAAUAAGACAGACAAGAUAGCUUAGCAUAUAUUGGCUCCCAAUGGAUUGGUUGGAGCAUAUUUCAUGUACAAAAUGUAUCAGUCUUCAAUUGUUUUGUCAACAUGUAAGCCCUCCAUCAUGUAAAUAAAUAUUAGGUUGCAUUUAAUUAAUUACAUAUAUG